CCACCGCGCACGGCCUCUUUAUAACGGUCCUGAGUCAAGCAGCAACAGUCAACAGAAGUGCAAGACAGCGCUUGAAGCUGUAGUAAAGCCUUGAUAUCUGGAAAAAAAAAGACUCUGUGAGACCUUUAAGAUAUGGAAAUGUAUCAAGCUGGAUUUUACACAGAAGACUUCAGAACUCAGGAGGUUCCUGGUGGAUUUGACUUCAGCUCAUAUGACUGCAGUGGUGAAGACCUGUCCUUUUUAUUAGACAGCAAAGGACCUACCCAACAGCAGUAUCCAGAAACAUAUUCAGAGCCCCAGAAGGAGCAUUUGCACAGUUCUAAAGGUCAUACUCUUCCAGUCAGCUCUACUGACUCUGGACUCUUUAAUCUGGACUCCUUCCCUGAGUUUAGCUGUUGGGCAUCCUAUACUAAUAUUCCAGAAGGAAUGGUAGCAGACAGGCAGCAGAUUGCCUUUCAGGAAUCAAAUCAAACCUACCAGAACCUCGUCCCCCUGUGUACUCCAGCACAAAGCAGUCCAUUCAGCCCAGGGAUGGACACCAGCAGCCAUUACCAACCUGGGAAAGGUCAAAAUCACAGAGCAGCAUCCGGUACUGUCAGUCUUGGUGAUACUGAGAGAACCUAUGCCUUGUAUGAGGCAGAGCAGCAAAGCAGGCCUUCAUAUUGGUCCGACUAUCCCUCACCCAGUUACUGCUCUUCCAUGCUUGGACAGCCAGCAUCCUCUUCAUCACCUCCAGUUACUAAAUCCGCUGAGCAGUGCUGUCCCCGUGUGGCCAAAAGGCGUAACGCACCAUCUCAAAGAUCAGACAGAGAGGGGGAAAUGACACCCAUGUCUGCCUAUCCAGGAUCCGGACCCAUCCAGCUUUGGCAGUUUCUGCUAGAACUUCUGCUGGAUUCUGCUUGCCACACUUUCAUUAGCUGGACUGGGGAUGGCUGGGAGUUUAAAAUGUCAGAUCCUGCAGAGGUGGCGAAGCGGUGGGGGCAGUGUAAAAACAAGCCUAAAAUGAACUACGAGAAGCUAAGUCGUGGUCUGCGCUACUACUACCACAAAAACAUCAUUCACAAAACGGCAGGAAAGCGUUACGUCUACCGCUUUGUUUGUGACGUGCAAGGAAUGCUUGGAAAAACGGCACAUGAGGUCUUUGCCAGUCUUAACAUCUCACCAUCAAAUGGUGCAUCUCCACAGUCUGUAAACACAACCAGAUCGGAGGAAACCACAGAGUCCUGGGCACAUUAGAGGAAAGCAUUUACAAAUGCCUGUAAUGAUCGGUUAAACAUCAGAAGUCAUGCCCUGGAAAUAGAAAGGACUGCGGUUCCAUUCAAAGAUAUGUACUUUAAACUGAUUUGGACUUUUGACCGAGUGACAUUUUCAACAACACAUCUGGAAUCAGCCAUCAUAUGCAGUUAGGUGCCUUUAGAAAACAUUGUUAGCUACCUCUUUUGACACUGGAACACAAAUCUUGUAAAUGUAUUUUUUUUUCUUAAGUAAACUG
Messenger RNA from Cyprinus carpio (common carp), 1492 nucleotides. RefSeq lists its product as uncharacterized. NCBI's taxonomy places the organism in Eukaryota, Metazoa, Chordata, Actinopteri, Cypriniformes, Cyprinidae. Gene Ontology annotation, molecular function: DNA-binding transcription factor activity, RNA polymerase II-specific; sequence-specific DNA binding. The record is from RefSeq and is a predicted model, not a curated record. Gene Ontology annotation, cellular component: nucleus. Gene Ontology annotation, biological process: regulation of transcription by RNA polymerase II; cell differentiation.